Girardinichthys multiradiatus is the source of this 2685-nucleotide messenger RNA. RefSeq names its product receptor accessory protein 2 (gene reep2). The coding region runs from base 443 to 1330 and encodes 295 amino acids. NCBI's taxonomy places the organism in Eukaryota, Metazoa, Chordata, Actinopteri, Cyprinodontiformes, Goodeidae. Gene Ontology annotation, cellular component: endoplasmic reticulum membrane; cytoplasmic microtubule; endoplasmic reticulum tubular network. Gene Ontology annotation, molecular function: taste receptor binding; microtubule binding. Gene Ontology annotation, biological process: endoplasmic reticulum tubular network organization. The transcript is spliced from 9 exons. The record is from RefSeq and is a predicted model, not a curated record.
AAAACAAAAUAAGGCAGACGACUACCUUAUUUUGUCUUGUGUUCACGGAGCUGGGAGUGCAGGAGGAGGAGGGAACGUGAAAGCGACGUUUAACAGCGGGACACUGCCCCUUUAACAGCCAGUCCUUCCAGCAGCGGUGGAGGGCAGACUGCAGGAGCAGCACAUCCACAGUGGCAGCUCACUCACCUGACAGCAGCGUGGCAGACCGAGGCGGACAGGACAGGCAGAACCCGCAGCCUGCUGCCUCACAUCGGCACACACCGCGUCCUGGAGGGGGAAUGGGGGGCACAGAGCCCGCCUGCUAGCCAGAAUACGAGUUCCUAGACCCGGAGAAGGCUCACGACUCUGCUAUCCAGCAGCAUGGUAUCCUGGAUUAUUUCGAGGAUAGUGGUCAUAUGUCACAUCAGCAUAAAUCUGCACAAAGACCAAAGGGUGCAACCAGAUGCACAUCAAAAACCCAGCUUUGUGUGCAGUCCCAGAGUUGUGCACGAGCCAACACAUGGCAACCCACCCCUGGCAGACCCAUAUCCUCGCCUUUGGGACUCUAUACCCAGCUUACUCCUCCUACAAGGCUGUCAAAACGAAGAAUGUGAAAGAAUACGUAAAAUGGAUGAUGUACUGGAUAGUAUUUGCACUGUUUAGCACAGCAGAGACAGCCACAGACCUGCUUCUGUCAUGGUUUCCAUUUUACUUCGAACUAAAGAUAGCCUUUGUGAUUUGGCUCCUGUCCCCCUACACCAAGGGCUCCAGCGUUCUUUACCGCAAGUUUGUCCACCCAACCCUCUCGAACAAAGAGAAGGAAAUUGAUGAAUACAUCGCACAGGCCAAAGACAGGAGUUAUGAGACCAUGAUGAAGUUUGGGAAACGGGGUCUCAACCUGGCCGCUAAUGCCGCCGUCACUGCAGCCACCAAGGGCCAGGGUGUGCUUUCUGACAAGCUGCGCAGCUUCAGCAUGCAGGAUCUGACUCUGAUCAACACGGAGGAUGAGCUGGACCUGCGCACAUCAGAAGUUCGGUCAAGGCGAGACCACAUGGACGAGAUGAGCUCGGGGGCCAGCACGCUGCCCCGGGCAAGGAGUUCUUCUGUACGCCAGACCCGCUCUUCAGCGUCUGUUGCCGACGAUGCAUCGUCCCAACACAGCUCUGACCAGUCGGACACGAGGACCGAACACUCAGACGAUGAUCUGGGAGACAAAGGUCUCAAACGCAGCGUUAGCACCUCCAAGACAACCAAAAAGGUAGCGGCUGUGAAGACAGAGCCUCAAACGAAGACAGUGAAAAAGGUCACAAAGAAAAAGACCACCACUAAUAACGCAGAGACGCCUCCAUGAGUCCUGCUGUCCUCAUCCGCUGGAUCCCACCUCCACCCACAGCCCGCCACCCCUCCUCCUGUUGGGUCUCCACAAACACAUUUGCUUUGCAUAACAGGCACUGAAACUGUCCCUGCUGCUGGUUUCUAGAGCAAAGUGCAGACUUAAGUUUUGAAGGCAUAUAGAAGACCUCAAUUUAAGUGUCUGGUUGCAUAUUUUGGGUCACUUUUUAGGGACUGUUUGGAUGAGAUUGAACUGCUAAAGCUUUUUUCUUAAAUUGUUUUAAAGUUAGACAGCAAUCUGCUCAGAAGUACUUCUGCAAACUGAGGUCUAAUUUGUGUUCCCAGUUUGGACUGUGUUGCUUCUUUCAGAUUUAGGCUGCCUUUUAUUUAUAGCAGUGCCAUUUGAAUGCAUUCUUUGCUUUUAGUUUCCUAAAGCUGGGUCAUUUAUGGGCUAUCAGAGAAGUUAUGAGUGAAAACUGUUAAUUGAUAUCAACACUUUUUGCUGUUUUAAUCUACUCUUUCUGUUUUGUCCCCUUUUACUUUGAUACGCUCAAAUAAAUUAUUUCAAGUGUUGGCCUGAGUACCUUCAGGUCUCACUUAAAUAAUAGUUUUAAAGUGACUGUCCUGUCAACGCAGGUGCUUACUUUGUUUUGAAUGCAUCUUUAGUGAAUAAACCUAGUGUUCAGUGAGUCACCAGUGUGUAAGAUAACACAUCUGCUUCCAGCACAGUGAUGGCUGGAUUUCACUGUUUAAUUUCAGCUGUGGAGGGAGAAAGUAUUUGCCCAGCAAACUGCAUGGUUUCCUCUGGAUGCUGAAACAAGGUUUUAGUUUACACUUGAUUUAACCAACAGGGGGAGACAAACUCCACAUCAAGUGUGGAUCACCUAAACAACCCUGGCUGUACUGUACAUACACCAUGAGCGUGCUCCUCUUAUUCUUGUUGCCUGGAUCCUCUUCCCUUCCUGGCCUUGACAAAUCAGACGUACUGAGAACAGAGGAACCGUGAGCCUCAUCAGAACAACUGCACUUUUUGUUUAAAGGAAGUCCUCUCUUCCAGUGAGUCUUAAACCCACAUACUGAAGCUUGAAUAUUAACACCUUGAUUACGAAGUAUUUUAUGGCUAAAAGGUAAAAAUCUACCAUUUCUUUUUUAAUUUAAAGACAUUAUAUUGCUGCAUUUUAUCUUGUAUGAUAUUUAUUGCUGAUUAUUUUGUUUCUUAUUAGUGUGGCAUACAAGGAUGCUAAUUUGUAUAUUUUGUUUGUGCCAAAUAUUAAAGGCGUCAUAUAAAAUGGUGGGCAGAGUGUAUCUGCUUCCCAAAAAGGUUGCUCAUCUGUACAGAGACGGCGACUAAUAAAAUAAAGGAAAUUAAAUCCA